Molecule: messenger RNA, 1183 nt
Organism: Ictalurus punctatus (channel catfish)
Lineage: Eukaryota; Metazoa; Chordata; Actinopteri; Siluriformes; Ictaluridae
Gene: mettl1
Product: methyltransferase 1, tRNA methylguanosine
Biological process (GO): tRNA methylation; RNA (guanine-N7)-methylation
Cellular component (GO): tRNA methyltransferase complex
Molecular function (GO): tRNA (guanine(46)-N7)-methyltransferase activity
Source: RefSeq, marked provisional
CGGUGUUGCUGCUAGCUCGGUUUAGCUCGUUUCACUUGAACUUUCUCUGAUUAAACGCUUUAUUUCAUCAGUAACACUUGAACACACACACACUGGGAGGUUCAGGAUGAGUGUGUGUAUGCCUCAGAAGAAGUUUUAUCGGCAGAGAGCUCACUCUAACCCCAUGGCUGAUCACACAUUCGAGUAUCCCGUGUGUCCAGAGCAGAUGGACUGGUCUCAGCUUUAUCCUGAGUAUUUCAGCUCAGAUGAACAGAUGGAGAUAGGACGGAGCACUCGGGUGGAGUUCGCUGAUAUCGGGUGUGGAUAUGGAGGACUGCUGGUGGAGUUAUCUCCACUAUUCCCUGAUCACCUCAUUCUGGGUUUGGAGAUUCGGGUUAAAGUCUCAGAUUACGUUCAGGACCGAAUCCGAUCACUCCGAGCCUCAGAACCGGGAAAAUACCAGAACAUCGCCUGUCUCCGCAGCAACGCCAUGAAAUAUCUCCCCAACUUCUUCACUAAAGGACAGCUCAGUAAGAUGUUCUUCCUGUUUCCGGAUCCACAUUUCAAAAAAACAAAGCACAAAUGGAGGAUCAUCAGUCCAACUUUAUUAGCGGAGUACGCAUACACACUCCGAGUUGGGGGUUUAGUUUACACCAUGACGGAUGUAGAGGAAGUGCACGUAUGGAUGGUGAAACACUUUACAGAGCAUCCGCUAUUCAGCCGAGUGUCUGAGGACGAGCUGAAGGAUGACGUCAUUGUGGGCCGUUUGGGGACAUGUACAGAAGAAGGGAAGAAGGUGCAAAGAAAUGGAGGGAAGAACUUCCUCGCUGUGUUUCGCCGAGUCGAGGAUCCGAGCUGAAACAUUUUCAUAUAAACCCCAUACUAAUCACAUGACCAUCAAAACUUUGGAGUGAUCACAUGACCAUCAAAACCCUGGAGUGAUCACAUGACCAUCAAAAACCUGGAGUAAUCACAUGACCUCCUGAUCUACGAAACAUACCAUUUAACUCUGGGCUGAGAAAGUUUCCACACAUCCUGUUUUCCAGAAACAAUUCUUGUUUUACAAAGUUACAAUCUAAUUAGUUUUUUGUGGAUGAAGUUCUAAAUAUUCCGUUUUAUUUCUGCUUCAGUCCUCAGUUCAGAACUGUUUAAGUAAAUAAUAAUCAAAUAAAUAAAGCACCUUUUUAUGUUUCUGUUUCCUAAA